Branchiostoma belcheri (Belcher's lancelet) is the source of this 1275-nucleotide messenger RNA. Its product is annotated as homeobox protein MSH-A-like. Bases 118 to 1092 code for a protein of 324 amino acids. Gene Ontology annotation, cellular component: nucleus. The transcript is spliced from 2 exons. NCBI's taxonomy places the organism in Eukaryota, Metazoa, Chordata, Leptocardii, Amphioxiformes, Branchiostomatidae. Gene Ontology annotation, molecular function: DNA-binding transcription factor activity, RNA polymerase II-specific; RNA polymerase II cis-regulatory region sequence-specific DNA binding. The record is from RefSeq and is a predicted model, not a curated record. Gene Ontology annotation, biological process: regulation of transcription by RNA polymerase II; cell differentiation.
GCGCCCGAGUGGUGGCGAUCCGAGUUUCUGGGUGGGAGGGCCGCGGGAACAUCACAGCAAACAAUUAAGCUGAUGAGAUAACGAGGUGGAGUCGCCCAACAGGAGCGAGCCGGCCUCAUGAAUACGUCGCGACACUCGCUAACAAAAACACGGUAUAAAUACGGGGUGAAACCGACUGUUUCAAUUACUUCUCCCACACUCUCCAGCGACGAAUUCACGACAACCAUGACUGCCUGCAAGCUUCCCUUCGCUCUCUCCGUGGAGAACUUGAUCGGCGGCAGCCGAAAUGACCUUGUCCCCGACAUCAGGGCUUCCAGUCCCGAAUGUCUUCCACCGAAGAAGCGUCACCUCCUGAUCAGCGCAACGCCGAACACCCCCGCGCGCCUGGACACGAACAGCCGGGCCGCAGCUCAAGUCGCGCCGCACGCCGAGAACCUGACUCUGCGGAGUGACGGGGAAAUGUCCGAUGACGAGGAGAUCGACGUCGUGUCCGUCGGCGAAGCAGCCUCACCUGCUUCGAGCACGAGUUCAGACCGCUCCAGCCCGGCACCGUCUUCCUGCGGCGACAGCCCGUCGCCCUCCCCGGUAGGCCGCAAGGCACGCACGGCCUUCACCACAGAACAAGUCAUGGCUCUGGAGGAGCGUUUCCGCCUGCAGAAGUACCUGUCCGCCGCUGACCGGGAAACUCUGGCCAAGGGCACGGGACUGACCGACGAGCAGGUGAAGACGUGGUUCCAGAACCGCCGCAUGAAGCUGAAGCGCCAGCAGCAAGACUUCGCCACCUUCCCGCUGCACGCCGCCGUCACCGUGCCCGGGAUGUCCGGCUACUCCCCACAGCCCAACCCCUGGUACGACUCCGCGCACUUCGUCCCGUCCCUCGGCACCGCCGUCUGUGGUCUGCGGCCUCACAUGCUGCCCCAGCCCGCCAACACCGUGAGCACCAGCCGUGGAACCAGGUACUCACCGUACCCGUCUGCCCGCGUGUCGCCGUCCGGCCACAGUCACCACCAGAUGUCCAACAUGUACCUGUCUCCGUACCAGAACAACGUGGCAGCGGCGCACUACCACAACGUACCCGCCAUGAACUUGUAAAACGUGAGGAUUUGAACAUGUCCCACCGUAUUGCCGCGCAAUACAUGACAUGAACUUGAAACACUAGAUCAAAAGUUCGCUACAGUUCUUUUGGUUGAAACCAUUCACUCAGGGAUUAACUCAUGUACAUAUGUAAGAGAAAAUUUAUUUAUCGACGUAAAAGGAUUACUGUAUACGCCAAAC